Pocillopora meandrina is the source of this 723-nucleotide messenger RNA. NCBI's taxonomy places the organism in Eukaryota, Metazoa, Cnidaria, Anthozoa, Scleractinia, Pocilloporidae. The record is from the annotation of a GenBank genome assembly.
AUGUAUAGAAAAGACAGAAAAAAUGGUGGAGGCGGACUGUUAGCAUACUUCUCUUCAGCUCUGCCUUCUAAGAAGCGGUCCCUGCCAAAGACCUACAAGACCCUCGAGGCAAUUGCUGUCGAGGUGAAGAUAGGAAGCAAUGAUUUGUUAGUUCUGUCAAUUUACAGGCCCCCAAAACAGAAAAGGAAGGGAAACGAGUCCAGCCUCCAGGAUCUUAACCACAUCUGUCAGUGAGCGUGUUUCCAAAAGCAGUCUGUCAUCAUUUUAGGUGACCUUAAUCUGGACAGAUUGAGAUUGGAUCGUGCUGAGGGGAAACUUCUGAAGGACCUGGAAGAAGUCAAUAAUCUACAGUGCAUGAUAACUGAACCCACUCGAGUUACAGCUCUCUCGGAGUCACUUUUGAACGUUAUUCUAACCAACAAUACUGAACUGUUCAAGAAAUAUGGGGUUUAUCAGCGAGAAAUGAGUGACCACCAUAUGGUGUUUGGAGAAAUGAUGGAGAAAGUCCACAAACACAAGACACGCACUACCACUUUCCAGCAGACAAAAAGUACUGAUUGCGAACAGCUUAACCGGGACUUGGAGGCUGCCCCCUGGCAUGUAGGAGAGAUUUUUUGUAAUGUGAACGAUCAAUAUGAUUAUUGGAAGGGACUGUUUGAGAGCGUUGUGGAUCAACACGCACCCACUAAAAAGAAACAAGUCAGGGAGAAAGAUAUACCCUAA